AUGGGGAUUGGCGCAGCUGCCGCCGGGACCAUGGUCUUCCAUGUCGCCUCCACCGGGACCAUGUUGUCAGACCUUGCCUUCCGCCCUUCCCUGUACGGGAUUAAAUUUGCUGACGCUAGACGGCUGAAACAGAAGAAAUCGAGGAAGGAUAAGGGAGGGGAGAGGAGGGAAAGGGAAGAGGGAGAGAGGAGAAACAGGACGCCGGCGGGGGCUGGGCUCCAGCGGCGGCGGCGCUUUAGUGCGGUGGAGGUAGGGUGGCAGCUGCGGUGUCGCGCCGUGGGGCAGAGCGAGCGAGAGGGAGCAGGGCAGCGGCGAGACGGCGGAAGGGCGGUAGCGGCCUUGGCUCCAGCGAGGAAGAAGCACGGGGUGAGCAGCGGUGCCAGAGCAGGAAGCAUAGAAGAGGAGGAGGUAGAGGGAAAGCAAAGCAGGACGCCGGCGAGGGUGCUUGGCCGCUCACGGCUCCAUCAGGCAGAGGCGAGCGCGGCUCUCUGCCUCGGGCGGAGGUACAGAGCAGGGCCGCGGCGGCGGUGUGGAGCAGAGCAGAGAUGGGGAGAGGGAGAGGAGAAUGGAGGUGGAGUGGGAGAGGAGGAGCUCAAGCUCGGGGCGAGGAUGGCGAGCUCCGUUGGCCCCCUUUUAUAG
This is a messenger RNA of Miscanthus lutarioriparius, 639 nucleotides long. Lineage: Eukaryota; Viridiplantae; Streptophyta; Magnoliopsida; Poales; Poaceae. The record is from the annotation of a GenBank genome assembly.